Molecule: messenger RNA, 4994 nt
Organism: Schistocerca piceifrons (Central American locust)
Lineage: Eukaryota; Metazoa; Arthropoda; Insecta; Orthoptera; Acrididae
Product: sensory neuron membrane protein 1-like
Exons: 9
Coding region: 7-1548 (513 amino acids)
Cellular component (GO): membrane; cytoplasm
Molecular function (GO): scavenger receptor activity
Source: RefSeq, a predicted model, not a curated record
GACGCCAUGCAACUUCCCGUGGGUCUCGCUGCCGGAGGGGGAGGCGUCUUCUUCAUGGCUGUGGUCGCCGGCUGGUACGGGAUGCCCAAGCUCAUCUCCAGCCAGAUAGCCUCCGGACUGGCACUGAAGAAAGGAUCAGACAUCCGCCAGAUGUGGUCCAACUUCUCCGACCCCAUCGACUUCCGGGUGUACGUCUUGAACCUCACCAACCCUGAGGCGGUGCACAGAGGGGAGAAACCCAUCGUACAAGAAAUCGGACCGUACUUCUACGAGGAGUACAAGCAGAAGGUGAAGCUGCGCGACCACAAGGAGGACGACACCGUCUCGUACAACAACAAGAUCACGUGGCUGUUCAACCAGGGCAAGAGCGCUCCGGGCCUCACCGGGGACGAGAUGGUCACGAUGCCGCACCCACUGCUUCUGGGCCUGCUGCUGACGCUGGAGCGCGACAAGCCGGGCAUGCUGGCGCUGGUGAACAAGGCGAUCCCGCCGCUCUUCCGCAAGCCGGAGAGCAUCUUCGUGACGGCGCCGGUGCGCAACUUCCUCUUCGACGGCAUCGUCAUCAACUGCACCGUCACCGACUUCUCGGCCAAGGCGCUCUGCACGGGGCUCAAGAAGGAGGCCAAGGAGCUCAAGCGCGAGGGCGACAACUUCUUCUUCUCCUUCUUUGGACACAAAAAUGGCACGGUGGACGCCGGGCGGCUGCGGGUGAAGCGCGGCAUCCAGAACAUCGACGACCUGGGCCGCGUGGUGGCCUUCAACGGCGAGCCCAAGAUGUCGUCGUGGCGGGGCGACCCGUGCAACGACCUGCGUGGCACAGACUCCACCAUCUUCCCUCCCUUCAGGGACCCCAAGGAGCCCAUCAUCGCCUUCGGCGCAGACCUCUGUCUGUCUCUGGGCGCGAACUGGGAGCGCAAGGCGGAGUACAUGGGCGUGCCCGGCAACAGGUACACGGCCGAGCUGCCGGACAUGAAGGGCAACCCGGAGCACCACUGCUACUGCCCUACCGAGCAGACCUGCCUCGAGAAGGGCACCCUCGACCUCUCGCCCUGCGCAGGUGCCCCAGUGAUAGCGACUCUGCCGCAUUUCUACCUGGCGAGUGAGACGUACCUGCAAACCGUGUCGGGCCUGCAGCCAACCAAGGAGAACCACGAGCUCUUCAUGGUCUUCGAAUCGACGACAGGGUCACCCAUGGAGGCCCGUAAGAGGCUGCAGUUCAACAUGUUCCUCCACAAGAUCAACAAAAUAGACCUACUGGCCAACGUGCCCUAUGCUUUGAUGCCACUCAUCUGGGUCGAGGAGGGCCUCGCACUGGAGGAGAAGUACGUAUCGACACUGCGCAUGUUGUUCCGCAUGCAGGGCAUCAUGUCUGGCGCCAAGUGGACGCUGAUGGCGGUUGGUAUGGGAAUGGCUGGCGCAGGGGGCUACCUGCACUUCAAGCGGCGCAAGGAGCUGGUCGUGGGGCCCGCCGAGCCCAAGAAGGUCGUCACUGGACACGACACUACGGGCCACCCCAUCAGGCUGGAGAGCUCCCACUCCAGAUACUAGUCCUGGACACUCCAGGCCAUCCCACUGGGCGUGACAGCUCCCACUACACAGACUUGGAAGGUCGCAGCUGGACUUACCGACUCCCCAGGCCGUCCCCUCAGCGAGACAGCACCAGAAGCUGAUGGACCCGGUGGCUCUUAUGGGCAGCCUGAUUCUACCAUCUUCAGGAUCCUGCUGUGGAGCUGUAGUUGUAGAAACUAAUGUUCCUUUCCCUAGGCUGAUGAAUUCUGUGCACCACAUUGGGCAAUGUUCCCAAACACCUUCGGCCAUCACCAUGCACCGCAUAGCGGUUCAGGCCACAACACUCAAGCUGUUUGCAACUUGCAGUAGCAAGGGUUAUCUCUACGUUGCCCUGAUCCAACGACAUAACUCCGACAUAUAUCGCUUUGCUUGUAGAGAUUUAUCAGCAGAAAUUACUGCAGUUUUGUCUUGAGAUUUAUUAACUUCCACAUAUACGGUCAACAUAGUUAAUCUAUAUUUACAAGUGUCUGCAUGUAAAGUAUACUGUUGUUAACCGUAAGCAAGUCUGAAACCGUUUAUAUCGCGAUACGGGGUCUUUAACUUUCUUAUCUACCGAGAUAUUGAAGCAACUGCUGCUCUUAUAACGACGCUAUGUACUUUCCUGUCCUCAUACUUUCUGUGCCGUUUGGUACGUUGUAAACCUUGCAGUCGUCCUCAAUACGUUUCACAAAAAUAAUUUAGUAAUGCUGUUAUUUCUGUAGUUCAUUAUUGGUUCUUCUUGCGGUCGCCUACUGUAAGAUGUUAUUACCUGACCCGCAGCGAACAUAACAGCGAACAUUUAUGAUGGUACGGUUUGUGUAUGUGAAUGCUGCAUUAGAUGCAUUGCUGAAACACGUCAAGUGGCGUAAGAACUUACUGUAUCGUUGUCACAGCCUAAGCCUGUUUCCACCUUCAACCCUUGGUUUCUACAAUGGUUGUGCCUUGGUUACUGGACGCGGUUUUAAUUACAGUUGUUAAAUAUAAAGGCAUGACAUUUUGUCUAGAAUUAUUCAUAACUUUUCUCGUCUACGCACUGUUAAACGCUUUAGGAACAUUUAUAAACAGAAGAGCUUCACUUUGAUAUUCUCGAUGUUUUUCCAUUAUUUGUCUAAGACAAAAUAUGUUAUUUUUGUGUACGAUAUGCAGAGCCCAAUUUUCUCUUACAUCAGAAUUGUUUCUGCUGUUUUACAUAAUAUCUGUUAAGUUUUUCUUAAAGGCUGUGUUCAGCAGUGAAACGCAUUUAUAACUUCCAGUUUUUCCAGUUUAGUUUUCUAAAAAUAGCUACAAUAAUGACUAGUCUAUACACCCGUGGUACUUUAUUUUUGUUCAAUGUCUCUUAAAUAGGUGUAAAACAGUUUACAGUUCAUGAGAUGCUUAUUCAAUUAAUUCUAUAUUUGUUCUUAAUUUUCUGCACCUUUUAGAUUUUCGAUGUGUUUCUCUGCCUACUGUAGCUCUUUUAUGUCUAUCGAAUCUUUGUACUGGUUUCCAUUCAUUUUCUUCCAAUAGGCCUAAAGUACUGUCGUUGUCUUUUGUCUGUAAUUUUGAAUAGAAAUCUAGCUGUUCGUCGGAGGCUAAUAUAUUUUUCUCUUGUCAUUGUCUGUAUUAUUCAAAUAUUACCUCAUUUUCUGAGCAAAGGCUGGUCUCCACCGCUAGUUAUACACACAUUCUAGGUUUCUUGAUUUAUUUAUCUACUCUUAGCUUUAUCUCCUCGUGCCAAGUGAAUUCCUCCCUACCUUUCUUCUUUCCCUUGACACUAUCUAAUACUCCUCUUUGUUGUUUGUAGACAGAUUUUAUAACCGUUUGCGGUAAGCUUGUAUCUUGCUGUCGAACAAUUCGGUUCUUUCUUUACUUCAGAAUCUUAACCUUCUAUGUUUCCUUUCCUUCGCAGUCACCACUCAAGCGAUCCAAAGGUUAUUAUUCCAUAACUCUUUUUACGUGUACUUCUGUUCUUAAAGAAUAAUUUAAGGGAGAAAACUAUGCUAAAAUUUUGCAAGACUGGCAGUAUUAGUAAUCAGAUACGAUGGGCCUUACAAGCACGGAAAUACAGAGUCUUCGAUUGAUGGCAGGUGUAACAAGGAGAGACCGAAGAUGUAACAAAACAUCAGUAGCUCAACACGUAAACAAUGAACCUGGUCACUUCUGCAGAGUCGGUAAUACAGGAAGAUCAACAAUGAACGAAAUGUAAGUUUGCAACAAACGACAGACACAUACUUAAGAAGAUCGUUACGUUGUUGUUUCUGUUAUUGUUGUUGUUGUUGAUGAUGAUGAUGAUGAUGAUGAUGAUGAUAAAUUGUUAACGACAUACGUAGAAAAGUGACGAAAUUAUCUCCUCGUUUUACAAUUCGAAAAGUCUCUAAUUUCUACCAAGCAUUUAUGAGUAUGAUAAAGUUUUUAACAGCAUUCGAGGGCCGAUAAAGACACGGGUAUAUUGACAGGAGUUCGUCAUCAUUUAGUGUCACAAAACGAAGUGAUAAGUAAGCUAUGUAUGUGUAUCCGUUCCAUCAUGCGACUAAUUGAUAACUAGGAUAUAGUUGCGCUGUGAGAACAAUUUUUAGUUCUAUGUUUGAAACAUGUGCCGCUUCUUUCCACAGUAGGUUUCACUGCAGACUACAACAACCUUCAUAUAAUAGUAUCCCUCUUUUCAUUGUCUUUCGAAUUCCCGUUAAAAGAUGGGUACCUCUGCUGUGAACAGGUCCAAGGUUGCUUCAUUAUCUCGGUAAAUAGAUAAAAAAUACAGCUAUUAACUAUAUAGCAAAAUACUUACUCUUUUAUAUCUAUCAUUUGUUGAAAAUUUCGAUUCUAAACAUUAAACCAAUUUACAAAACUUAAGGAUAACUCCACUACAUGCGUAUUCUAAGUAAAGGACUGUAAAUCUUGUGAGUGUAAUGUAACAGACAUCUAUAACUUGAUUACGUUAAAGACGAAAGAAACUAUCCCACGCUGCAAUCAAUAAUCGGCCACGUACAUAUUUACGAUCUCAACUACGAGGGAGCCAUUUAUAUAUUUGCAGUUAAUAAUUAUUUUGACAUUUAUUCUUGUAGAAGUAGAACAUUAGGAAAGUAAUUACCAGCUCUGGUGAGUCAGUGCAGUAAGGAAGAUUCCGAUAACACACACAGUUAUUGAUUUCACAAUCUUCGAUUUCUCAUUUAUCAUUCGCAAGCUGCAAGUAGAUGGAUCUCGCUUCAAACUGGUUCGUAUAAGAUUUAAAUGUAGUGAAACAAAGAAGUACCUGCCUAUGUCAUUUCUUGUAGUCGAUCUAAAAGCUUUGAAAAUUAUCUUUGGGCUAAACGCAAUGGUGCUUGAAUAUCGUAGAUCCUUGUUUGGACUAGUUUUUGGAACAUAUUCUUAACUAUUUUUCUAUAGUAACAGUAGGGAAAUAAUUGGAAAUAUUUAUUUUUCUUGUGCUCUCUUUCUCUACAGUUUGUUUGAAAUAGUAUUAUGUACAU